Molecule: messenger RNA, 2124 nt
Organism: Huiozyma naganishii CBS 8797
Lineage: Eukaryota; Fungi; Ascomycota; Saccharomycetes; Saccharomycetales; Saccharomycetaceae
Gene: TEL2
Product: Tel2p
Exons: 1
Coding region: 1-2124 (707 amino acids)
Biological process (GO): protein stabilization; telomere maintenance via telomerase
Cellular component (GO): cytosol
Molecular function (GO): Hsp90 protein binding; telomeric repeat DNA binding
Source: RefSeq, a predicted model, not a curated record
AUGAUUCCCGGUACGGAUUUGGCUAUACUAAAGACCGAGUUCAGCUCCUCUGUGCUCCAUGACUGCUUACAGAAGAUCGAAAGUCAGGCAGACUACAAUCUUUUAGAUGUUGAAGGUACUAUGAUCAUCAUCAAAAACGUCAUUCCAGUAUACUUAUCUUUAUCAAAAAACUCACAAGGAUUGUUAGUGAGAAUCAUUGCCCGAUCUUUUUCAAUACUUUCUCAAAUAGUGGAAUUUACCCAAAGGAAUCUGCAGCAGAAUCAAAAGCAAAAGCAAGUCUUCAAAUUAGUCCUCAAAGAUGUGUUGUACAUGGAAGUGCCCUGGUUUUACAAUUAUAUUGAAAACGUAUGUGGUGAAAAGUCAGUAUUGUUGAGAAGAAGUGUAAGGGCAUUAUUGUUUGGUAGUAAGUUGUUCAAUUUGUUGAGCGAAGAGGUCAGCAUAUUGGAAUACCUGAGUUGUUUGUCAGUUCAAUGGGAAUACCUCAUUAACGAUUUUCUUAAAAUACGAGACAACAAACAAGUACUUUCAAUAUUAGGAGACUUUUUAAGUGCAGUAUUGGGUUUACACCGAACGUAUGCCAGCGAUAUCAUUCUCGGUGAACUGUUUUUUCGGUCUAAGCAAUAUUUUGACUGCUUGCUUCUAAUCUUAAAAAAUGCUUCUUUGUUGGAGAAGGACAAAAUUAUUAGAAGAGCCAUUUUUCCAUAUUUGGAGUUGAGAAUCAAUAAUGACAACACAACAGAUAUUCAAAAUAUUUUUAAAAGUCUCCAAAUUCACGAUAUGAGUACCGCGGUUUUAUUACAACUCAAAUCACUUCCGAUGCAAAUGAUACUUCUAAAAAUUUCGUCCCAUGACACCAUUUUGAGCAAUGUAUACUCGCUGCUUCAAAUAUUGAAAGAACAUGCUGAUGGUGAUGAUGAAAAACAGGAUACACAGGUAUCUCAAUUAACAGUAUUUUCUCUGGAGCUGCUGAAAGGGUCUCCCGAAUUGGGUAAAAUAUCUCAUUCGGACCUUUUCUUGAAUAUGGUUACGCAACGGUUGAAUCAUUCAAGUUCCCAAUAUAGAGAACGAACAAUGUUCAUUGCCAAAGUAAUAACUGGUCAACAAUUGAAAUUCGAGAGCUCUUUCGAAAUACGGAUACCUGAUUUAAAUAUAGUUGAAUCGAGAGUUGAGAUCGAUUUUGACUCUUUAAAAAUACCAGAGUCUUCCGGGAGAGCGCUGUCUACUAAAACUAACCCAAUUGAAGCAUCUUCCUUAUUGGAAGAUGUUAUGCUUCCGAAUAGCGAUGACGAAGUGAGUGAAAGUGAAAUGGACAGUGAUGACGAAACAGCUACUGUCAAAAGUAAACGACACAUCGUAUUUCUGAAAGAUCUGUUAAAGGAAUACGAGAGUGGGGGAGAAAAGGAAUCAUUACCUUUGUUUCAACAAACUGUCAGAUUAGUACGUCAGAAACAAUACUUUCAAGCCGAAGUUGAGUACUAUUCCUAUGACUUAAUGAUGAAUGUAGCCACGUUGAACAACUCGUUUGAUGAGAAAGAUUUUGAGCAAUGGAGGAUAAAUGCACUUGUCAGCAUAGCUGUUGUGGUGCCACAAAAAAUAGCAGACAUGUUCACGAUAUUAUUCAACUCAGAACUUUCUUUACAGCAAAGAAUGGCUAUUUUGAGCUCCAUUGGCAUGGCAGCCAGAGAGCUAAGAGGGAUUGACGAUAAAAACAUUGUUAAGCCUAACUACGAUUUUCCUACCAAGAAACUUCCAGAGUUAAAAACAAGGGACUCGAACUCAAACCUAUUAGUAGAGGAGGCAGGACAGUAUGGAAAAGCAGAUGAUCAGUUUAUAUCAAACGGUAGAACCAAGUGGAGAUCAAAAAAGCUUGAUACCGUAGCAAAGCCAAUAAAAAAACUCAAUCAUUUCAGAAAGUUUGCAGCCCUGUUUUUCUAUCCGUUAGCUCACGGUUGGCUUAACGGGAUAGAUCUCGGCGCUCACAAUAAACUGUUCAAGACUCACUAUUUGACUACUUUAAGAAUUGUUUAUACAUGUGCCUAUCCAGUAAGCAACUACGAAUCAAUAAGCGCACUCAUGCAACAAAUUGUAGUAGAUGCAGCGGCGCAAGGUAUCGAUAUAGAAUAA